UCAGCCUUUAAGAUGGCGUCUCCUCAGGGGGGCCAGAUUGCGAUCGCGAUGAGGCUUCGGAACCAGCUCCAGUCAGUGUACAAGAUGGACCCACUACGGAACGAGGAGGAGGUCCGAGUAAAGAUCAAAGACCUGAAUGAGCACAUCGUCUGCUGCCUGUGCGCUGGCUACUUCGUGGAUGCUACCACCAUCACAGAGUGUCUUCAUACUUUCUGCAAGAGUUGUAUUGUGAAGUACCUCCAAACCAGUAAGUACUGCCCCAUGUGCAACAUCAAGAUCCACGAGACACAGCCACUGCUCAACCUCAAACUGGACCGGGUCAUGCAGGACAUCGUGUACAAGCUAGUGCCUGGCUUACAAGACAGUGAAGAGAAACGGAUUCGAGAAUUCUACCAGUCCCGAGGCUUGGACCGGGUCACCCAACCCAGUGGGGAAGAGCCAGCCCUGAGCAACCUCGGCCUCCCUUUCAGCAGCUUCGACCACUCGAAAGCCCACUACUAUCGCUAUGAUGAGCAGCUGAGCCUAUGCCUGGAACGGCUGAGUUCUGGCAAAGACAAGAAUAAAAGCAUCCUGCAGAACAAAUACGUCCGAUGUUCUGUUAGAGCUGAAGUUCGUCACCUCCGGAGGGUCCUGUGUCACCGCUUAAUGCUAAAUCCCCAGCAUGUACAGCUCCUUUUUGACAAUGAAGUUCUCCCAGAUCACAUGACUAUGAAGCAGAUAUGGCUCUCCCGCUGGUUCGGCAAGCCAUCCCCUUUGCUUUUACAAUACAGUGUGAAAGAGAAGAGGAGAAAUCCUCUGAGUUUCAUCAUGAAGGAGGGCCUCUCUAUGUCCGUGGUCCCUCAGUGAAUUGCCAAAGGAGAGGGGUAGAGGACCCUACACAUAUAAAACUCAGAAGGGCCUCUGAGCCGUGGUGGAACGACUUGGGUCCAGAGAGCCGGAGGAGUCCACUCACCUGC
Messenger RNA from Neomonachus schauinslandi (Hawaiian monk seal), 956 nucleotides. It is a transcript of the gene PCGF1, whose product is annotated as polycomb group ring finger 1. The transcript is spliced from 11 exons. Gene Ontology annotation, molecular function: promoter-specific chromatin binding. The record is from RefSeq and is a predicted model, not a curated record. The coding region runs from base 13 to 846 and encodes 277 amino acids. NCBI's taxonomy places the organism in Eukaryota, Metazoa, Chordata, Mammalia, Carnivora, Phocidae. Gene Ontology annotation, cellular component: PRC1 complex. Gene Ontology annotation, biological process: negative regulation of transcription by RNA polymerase II.